CCACAGAAAAUCCCUUUCUGUCAGUAAUCUCUUUUCUGUUCACUCAUUUACUUUUCAGAGAAGGCAGGCAGACGUUUUUCUCGUCAUUAAAGGGUUUGAAUCAUCCGGUGGUGACCAAUUGAGAGACAAGAAACUGAUUCAUCAUUAAGCACUUGUCUUGUCCUUCAGUUUAGAGUGAAACGUAACUCAACCGGAGAGCAUUGAGAAGCCGGUGUUUCUGAGACUACAAGAAGGUCCACUAUACAGUAAGUUCCAUCACAACUCAUCCAACGACACAAGCUGUCCAACUUGGGCCGUUCAAUAUCUAAAGAAUGAGAAAAAGGACCAGGAAGAAGUCAUAAUGAAGGUUCUAUGUUGUCUCUAUGUCAUCCUGCUCCUCCCCCUACUAACCUGCUCCAGCCAACCACAGUCCUGUCUGCAGUGUGUCAAUGACUUCAUCAGUAACAUCACAUGUGUGUUGAACAACACAUGCGUGCCCCCAGACAUGCCAUGCACUCUGCAUGGUGAAUACCCCGGGUUUAAAAGGCAAUGUGAGAUGAAGUCCUUGGCCGGUUCCAACACAACGUUGAGAGGCGGCAGUCUGGUCUUUGAGGACAAUCCAUUCUUUUGGGAAAGUGAUGAAAUACCCAUUGGUGUACGGUGUGGACAAACAGAAGAUUAUGUGAUACAGAUUAAAUACCUGUAUCAACCAUUUCACCACAUUAAAAUGCAUCCCCCUGGCAAGCCAAACAUCACCAAUGCCUCAAUCGCCUGGACACCAGGAGCUCCCAUUUCAGAAAUGAUAUUCAACUAUGACUUCCAACUACAGUGGAAACAGGAACUACAUCACUGGGAGGAUGCUGUGGAGGUGAACAUAUCAAACAAACAGACGUAUUUUGACCUGGACCCUGACAUGCUGGAGAGAGGAGGGAGGUACCAGGUCAGGGUCAGGGUUCGAGCCGACCCAGACGAUUACCCAGACUGUCAGUGGAGCGACUGGAGCCCCAGUGCAUCAUGGGUCUCCACUCUGGGCCAGAUGAAGCCAACAGGUAGAUCUGAUGUUCUAGACCAGGACUUUGUGGUGGUCACCGUGGUGGGAGCUGUUGUUGUACUGGUCCUGCUGGUCUCCAUGUUGCUCUGCAAUGGAACGGUCAAGAAGAUUCUGAAUCCUCCUAUACCAGAUCCCUCCAGGUACUUUGAGGGCCUCAACCUCCAUCACGAUGGAAACUUCAAGGCGUGGCUGGGUCCUUUGUUUGCCCUUGAAAUCGUCAACUCUGCCUUGAACCGUGUAGACAUCUCCCAGGUAGAGAUCACCGACAGCCUGGACAACGUCACCGCCUUGAGGACGGCACCACCACAGGAGAAGAGAUGGGACAACAGUGGCCGCUCCGGCUUCUCCAACUCCAGCUACUUCUUAUCUCAAUGCUCCCAGCCUGGAUCCACCUCCAUCAAGCUGGAACCCUGCUCUGUACACUCCCCUUACGGACCAGUAGGUGGCACUACUGAAGAGAUAGAUGAGUGGAAGGAGGAGAACAGAGGAGAAAGGAUGGAUAGUAAUAGAGGUCUCCAGGCCGAGCGUCGGGCCCUCAUAAGCCCAGAUUCAGGCAUCGGCAGUGGGGGAGAGGAUCAGGAAAGUCAGGAGAGUGUGGAGGAGGCGGACGGGCCUACUUCGACCAUCCCCCAUUUUGUCUCUCAGGACUUCCAUCUUGUUCCGCUUCUUCCUCUUAUCAAUAACAAUAACUUUCCAUUCUGCUCCACCCCCUUACCCAUUUCCCUGUCCGCUUUCCCCCAGCCACCCUUCACCCUCCCUGGUUCCAGACCCAACGCCGUGCCCCUCAGAGCCCAGAUUCAGGCAUUGGCAGUGGGGGAGAGGAUCAGGAAAGUCAGGAGAGCGUGGAGGAUGCGGUCGGGCCAACUGUGA
Salvelinus namaycush (lake trout) is the source of this 1900-nucleotide messenger RNA. Its product is annotated as interleukin-2 receptor subunit beta-like. Gene Ontology annotation, biological process: immunoglobulin mediated immune response; cytokine-mediated signaling pathway. The coding region runs from base 341 to 1900 and encodes 519 amino acids. NCBI's taxonomy places the organism in Eukaryota, Metazoa, Chordata, Actinopteri, Salmoniformes, Salmonidae. The record is from RefSeq and is a predicted model, not a curated record. The transcript is spliced from 13 exons. Gene Ontology annotation, cellular component: membrane; external side of plasma membrane. Gene Ontology annotation, molecular function: protein binding; cytokine receptor activity.